Molecule: messenger RNA, 552 nt
Organism: Rangifer tarandus platyrhynchus (Svalbard reindeer)
Lineage: Eukaryota; Metazoa; Chordata; Mammalia; Artiodactyla; Cervidae
Source: the annotation of a GenBank genome assembly
AUGCCCCCAGGGCCCAGGAGAAUAAAAUCAGCAGCCUGUCCUGAGGUUGGUGACCAGCUGCCCUCAGACCAGGGAGGUGAGCUCGGAUUCUCAGGGCAGACCCAGCGUCAUCACAAGGGUCCUCAGACAUGCAGAAGGGAGGACUCUGACCUUCUGCAGGAGGUCAGCGUGAAGAGGAGAGCCACUAAGCCCGUGAGUCCGAGCCUGUGUCUGGCGCCCGAGGGCCCGGGAGCCCGUGACCUGCGACAGGAGACGCCAGUGCGUGCCCUCCAGGGCCGGGAGUCAGAUGCUGUCCUUUGCGUGGAGCUAAAGCAUCCUCCUCGACUCUCUCCUGGCGAUUUGUACGGGGUACCUGGGGCCUUGGGACUUGUGUGCAGCCCUCAAAACUGCAUCAGGUCAAAGUGUAAGGGCCUGAUCUGCCAAGAGAGCAUGCAGCAGCCCAGAAGCCUGGUAGAGAGAGGCGGGGAACGCUGCUCUUUUCCAGAAUCUUUUCUGCUCUUGCCCUUCACCCUUGCUGACCAAGCUGCACUGCCUGCAUUUGGGUUUCGGUAG